This is a messenger RNA of Chara braunii, 3110 nucleotides long. Lineage: Eukaryota; Viridiplantae; Streptophyta; Charophyceae; Charales; Characeae. The record is from the annotation of a GenBank genome assembly.
GCCUGCAGUGGUCUUGGUGCUUUCUCUUCGGUGCGCCGCGCGCGGGGAGCGCGGCCCGUUUUGCAGCGUCGCUCUCCGAGGAUUGCAAGAUCUUAGCCCAAGAUGUCGAAGUAUUGACUAUCACGAAGAGAGUAGUGAUGGCGGCGGAGCCUUGUAGGUUGGCUGUAGACACACAGUGGAUCCUUGGAGGCAUGGACGACUUGUGUCUCUCUGACGCAAGUUUGUCAGAUACCGAGAACAGUGCCUUUGAUGCAGAUGCUGAGUCCCCAGGUGAUAGUAUGUGCUAUGCUCUGGCCAGCAACGCUUAUCUCGACACGAUCUAUGUGAGCGACUGUGAUGUACCACGGGACAGCCUUGGCCGUUCUCCAGUCACCUGCUGCUUUUGCUACAGUUGCUGCCAGAACAACUUGCCACCUGUGUCCGGCGAAAGAUCUGUCGGCGUUUCUUCCACCAGCAGUCGGACGAGGGAGGCUAGGGCCAGGAGGGGGUUGAGAAGGGCGAAGGGGAAAAGAGAGAAGCGUAGAGAGGGUACUGCUGAUGACUGUGGGAAGCAAUCCGGGACUGGCGUCUCCGGUUCACAUGUGUGCAGCCCGUCCGUCGUCAUGGCAAAUGACAGCUCUGAGGUUUGCAUGCGCGGCGGUGCUUGGUGCCCCUCAGGAGCACAUCCAAGCGCCGACCAGUGCCCGAGAGAAACCGACACAGCGUCGAUGGCGAACGACUCCUCUGCAUCGUUUUCGUCUGCGUCUUCUUCCAUCAGUCCCAGGUCAGAAUUGGUUCCAAGCUCCCCUAGUUCAGGGUACAUGGGGGGGGGUGUCUGCUGUGUCGUUGACGAUUCUUUUAUGCUUUCUAGCUCAGAUUACGAUUCUGAGGCAGAGUUGGGAAGUGUGGAUGUUGCAACCUCCCGCCUACGGUUCCCAGAAGGGCUCCAGAUUAUUGCUGGUACCGCUCAUCUUCAGAAGGAGGAGCUACCUGACAUUCAGACACAAGGUCUUCCAGUCCUAACGGUCCGGCAGCAGAGGGGGCUUGCAGGUGGGAUCUGGCAGCGCAGCUGGAUGUGGAAUACGGUUGUCUCUGUGUUCUUGACAGCUGCAGGUGCAUUCCUGACUGGUGGAGGUAUCAAAUUCAAGGUUGGCAGUCGAUGGCCAUCCGUGUAUCAACGAGGGGAGGUCCCAAGGCUGCGGCUGCCGGCUGAAGAAGACCGAAGGUAUCGGAUCCAGUACAGGGUGGCUCUAAAUGGGCACCUUGUGAUGGAAAAGGUGCCCCUGCAUGCUCGUCGCACAAGUGAAGAAGGAGAAGGAGAAGGAGAACAAGGAGAAGAAAGAAUGGAGGUGCACGGUGGACAAAAAAUGAUCACUGAUUCUGUCUGAUGAGAUGAGCAGCAGUGAAGUUCAGGAUGCCGGGUGUGUUGGCGAAGCAGGUUCGUGUAAGGAGGUCGGGACGUGGACGGGGUAAUGGUGGUCCUGAUCUCGCGUUAAAUAAUGAUAUGCUGUCGAUAUUGGUAAUGUGGUGUGGCGUCUUUUGGUUCUUGAUGCUCUCGUAUGGGAGAACGCCUGUAGAGAAAUUUGUUGUGUGGUCGUGGUGUUGACAUGACUUUGAGAGAGGAGCGAUCCGGUGCUGGUGGGUGCUAGAGCGAUGAGGGUGUGAGGGUAGGGAACAGAUGGAUGGAAGGACUGCAUGAUGGUACUUAGCGCUGACUAGAGGUAUGAUCCAUUCCGCUGUAGGGAAGCUGUCCUGCCUGUUAUUCCAAUCGCUUACGAUGUUAGUCCGGCAAGUCAUGCACGAAUAGGGCCACGAGGAAUGUACUAUUUUGUGCAGGGAGAAAGACAAUGAAGAGGAGAGGUGGAUAAUUGGGAGCGGCAGUGAAGAGAAGUUAAGAGAGAGAGAGAGAGAGAGAGAGAGAGAGAGAGAGAGAGAGAGAGAGAGAGAGAGAGAGAGAGAGGGGUGUUGUAUGGAGUUUGGGGAUGUUGUGGAUGGGAUUGGAAUUUCUAGCACUCAGGAAGUAGAGUGAUUGAUUUUUAAUUUUAAUCUUGAUUUAAUAGACUUGUAGAUUCGUAGAGGUAGAGCAGGCAGAACGAGACAGUGAAAGCUUCUCUGUUUUCUGUUGAGAAUUCGAUCGGCCCUGACAUGGUCUCAACUGUUCCGAAUUGAUUUGGAUUUGAUGCAAUCCAAAUAACUGCUGCGAAGGAGAGGUGAUUGACUUCGUCCUGAUAUGUUGAUAUUAGGGUUCUUUAACUUCUGCCCUUCUGACCCCCUUCCCUGCCCCUGUGCGGGCUCCUGGGAGUGUAGGGUUACAGCUCAUGCAAACGUUUCAGUGUUCAGGUGUGUGUGUGUGUGUGUGUGUGUGAGAGAGAGAGAGAGAGAGAGAGAGAGAGAGAGAGAGAGAGCGUUGAUGGGAAGAUUUAUAGUCUGUGCGAUAUCUGCGGAUCGUUAGGGAAUCGAAUUACAUUCGAACAAUUCAAAUAAACGGGACUUUCAGAAUGCCGCCAUGGACGCCAUUUUGCCAUGGACGCCAUUUGGGAGAGCGAGGUGAAAAGUGCAUAUGACUGUGCACAGGCAUGACGAACCUCUGGCUGUAGAUGGGGGGCCUGCUAGAGUUUAUGAACGGUUACGGAUCGUCCCAGGUGUUUCUUGUGGAGAGGUUUGGUACUCGUUGAUUUGCACAUGAUAAUUCUUUUUAUUGAUUAAUGAUGUUUUUGUUGGUCUUGUUUUAUCGCUCAUCUUAGCAGUAGGGCAAUAACUGGGAGGAAAGUAGCAAGAGAUGACCGAUGGAAACCUGUUUGACUUGUGAUGGCGUUUUGACCGUGAGCUAUCAAACAAGGAGAUCAUGGUUGAAGAUGCGCACAUUUCCUAUAGAUGGUGGGUUUUGUGUUGACGGACACGUUAAUUGGCAAUUCGUUUCCUCGGUUGUCUUGGAGGUUGGCACACAGUUGGUGAUCUGCACACCCUCAGACGAACUGUUGAUCUGCUGCUCAGUCAUCAUCUUUUCAUCAAAAGAUCGUUUGAGGAGCGAUUGCUGGUCGUGGUGAAGGGGCGUCGCUGUUUUUCUAGCUCGGAGCCCAAUCACUGAUCUUUCUGAUCAGCUGCAGGAGGUACGGCGCUUUUGGAGUAGA